Messenger RNA from Paraglomus occultum, 2211 nucleotides. The record is from the annotation of a GenBank genome assembly. NCBI's taxonomy places the organism in Eukaryota, Fungi, Glomeromycota, Glomeromycetes, Paraglomerales, Paraglomeraceae.
AUGUCAAUAAACUUACCCAAUAAUUCUCUUUCACUUCCCAUACCUCACUUACCCACCACACAGAACAAAGACCACACAAAAGAGGAUACUCCCUCACAUGCUACCAAGAGGGGAAGAAAAGAGUCAGCAAUAUGGGGGGAAUUUGAGAGAGGAGAGAAGAUAAACUCGGCACACUAUCAGGCUUUCUGUCUCCAUUGCAGACGAGCAACUGGCGCUGCGAAAGGCAUAGGCGGCACUCCAUACACCAUGCGAAGACACUUACUAGCUUGUCUACAUGUACCGAUAGAUGUCAAGUCAAAAUACGAGUUACCGUCAGACGUCGCUACAGACCCUUCCUUCACUCCAACUAAGCGUCGUAAAACGGUUACUUCGAUAACCAGAAGUCAGGAAAAUCUCAGUAACUCAUCAAAUCAACUAAACCAGGAGAAAGCUGUUCUUGACAGGCAGGUGUUGCGAACGUUAUUAGCCACUGGCAGUGACUUCUCAUGGGUGGAGAAUGCAGAGUCUAUCGCUCUUGUCCGGCUUCUUCGAUCAACAUAUAAACUCCCGUCGAGUAGAGCCCUGUCGAACGAAAUAUUGGACACUGAAUACAACGUUGUGAAACAGGAAAUAGAUCGUACUAUAAAUGAGGCUACAUACAUAACCAUUGCAACUGAUGGGUGGAGCAGUCAACGACCAAGCGAUUUUGUAAAUUUCUUGGUUAUCAACCAGAAUAGAAACGCCGAAUUGUAUGAUGUAUUGGAUAUUAGCAACGAGCGCCAUCAAGCCGAGAAAAUAGUUUCGCAUAUUGACGAGAUCUCUUGCAACAUUGGAGUGGAAAAGGUGGCGGCUAUUAUUUUCGAUAACGGAGGAAACCAUUCACGAGUACAGAAAUCGCUCAAUGACAAAAAUCCGAGAGUACUAGUACUUCCUUGCAUGGCUCAUCAGACAAACUUAUUAAUAGCUUACAUCCUCAAUGCGGCAUUCAAGACCGUAGUAGAAAACAUUCUUUCGGUGGUUGAUUUCUUCAGAUCAUACUCGAAUCCAAUGGAUAUGCUUCGCCAAAUCAGCAAUCUUCCAGAUCUCGUACUUCCUCGGCCGUAUCUGUCAAACUGGGAAUCGCUCUAUCACUGUGCCAAUACGCUUCACCUAGUACAAGCCAGUUUCAUGCCAUUGGCUAAUCAUCCGGCUGCGUUUAAUACUCAGAACAAGAUUGGCGCUACCGUACUGAGAUAUAUUAAAAACGACGAAUUCUGGAGCGAACUAAAUUUAUUCUGCACCAUCAUGCAUCCUUAUGCCAAGAUUGUUGAGGUUUUCCAGUCGCCCGGGUGUUCCAUUAGUGAGGUGAUGGUCUAUUGGAUUAUCCUGUAUUCCAGGAUUCAGCAGAUGCAUAUUGUUCCCGAGUUACAGCAGAGGUUACUGAGAUUCAUGAACAAGCGGUGGUCUUAUGUAGACCAAUCGUACUUUCUGGCGACCUGGCUACUGCACCCAUAUCAUCGUGGUAAUGGGAUAAUUAAGAACCGGAUUAAUGACAUAAUUGAAAGAACGCUGCACUUUUACAAGAAGAUAAUGGGAGUGGACGAUCAAGAAUAUGAGAGCGCAUUUGUUGAUCAAUUACUUAAUUUCGUCUACAAAGAACGUGAAUUUGCAAGGGCCUUUCUUACAAAGGAGUCGUUGACACGAAAUCCGUUGAGAUUUUGGUCAGUAGUAGCAGAUGUGGCGCCUCAAUUGUCUGCAUUUGCUACAAGAUUAUUUUCUAUCCCUCCGAGUGCAGUUAGUCCUGAGCGAGCAUGGUCAGUGGUCAAUGGAAGACAGGGCAAUGUCACUGGUCUAUUAGACAGAUCUGGAAGUAAAUUCCCUGCCGAUAAGAUUACUAAAAUGCAGACUAUUAACUGGCAUCUGAAGCAACAGGCGGUGUCUUCGAGCGUAAUGUCGGGUGUUAAUUCUAAUUCUAAUAUUAGUUCUCCGACGAGUGCCAACUCUGCCUCGGAUAAUACAAUGAAAAAUAACGCUGGCUCAUCGUUAGUUUCCGCUGUCAAUUCGUGGGAUGAUCAAGGUCCUAUUGAAGAGGAAUUCUUGGAUAAUUUCAAUUCUAUGUUGACAUCGGCUGGUAACGAAGAUGAUUUAACCGGCGCAGUGUCACUAAUGAGUAUUGGAGAGAGUCAACCAUUGGAUGAAAUUGCGGUUAUAUUUGAUUUAAAUGUACUAGAGGAGUUCAUGUUAACACGAUGA